GCCGCCGUAAAGCGAAGCGGGGAAGAUGGCGGCGCGCUGUGCGGGAGGUUCGGGUAGCGCCUGGGUGCGGGGGCUCCUCGGCUGGGUGCGGCCGGAGAGGUGGUUUGCAGCUGGUAGCGCUUUCCCGCUGUCAUGCAUCCACACAAGUGCAUCCCUGCAGAAACUUGGGAAGUGGGAGAAAAAGAACAGGAUUGUUUACCCUCCUCAGCUGCCCGGGGAACCUCGCAGACCAGCUGAAAUAUAUCAUUGUCGGAGGGAAAUAAAAUACAGCAAAGAUAAGAUGUGGUAUCUGGCAAAACUGGUUAAAGGAAUGUCCAUUGAUCAAGCUCUUGCUCAGUUGGAAUUUAAUGAUAAAAAGGGUGCAAAGGUGAUCAAAGAGGUUCUCUUAGAGGCUCAGGAAAUGGCAGUAAGAAAUCACAACGUGGAAUUCAAAUCAAAUUUAUAUAUAGCUGAGUCACUGGCAGGCAAAGGCCACUAUACAAAACGGAUCCGUUACCAUGGAAAGGGGAUGUUUGGCAUCAUGAAAAUCGUCAAGUGCCACUAUUUUGUGAAGUUGGUGGAAGGGCCUCCUCCUCCUCCAGAGCCACGAAAGACUGCUUUUGACCAAGCAAAAGAAUACGUGCAACAGCUGCGCAAUAGAACCCUUGUUCACACACUGUGAUGGACUUUUGUGACUGCCUAGGUACUUCUUGUUUGACAAAGUAGUUAUGUAAAAUAAACCUAAAACAUGUUUUUAUUAUGUUUUGUUGCUGUUGGAGCUGAAUGAUGCAAGAAUGAUCAUAGAUCUCUUAUUUGUCAAGCCUAAGAUGUGCAAAAAUGUUGGAAGGGCAGCAACAGAUUCAACAGAUGUUACUUUCUGAGUUACUUGGACUACAGCUUUCAACUUCUGUGCUAUCAAAUCCAGGGGAAACAAUGCACUUAAAACUUGUUGGGAAUUCUUUCAUGCAGUUCAUGCAACUCUGUUAUGUACAUUCUGGGUCUUUAUUGUAGCAAUGUACAAUUGGCAGACAGGUUGCACGAGUUGGAGUAAAUUUACCAGAAUUGGACAUGGGAAAGUAGCCACAACAGUUCAACAGAAGUGACAUCAGUCUUGGAUUUCAGGCAUCAAUUAAUGAUUCCUUUAUCUGGGCUGUAAUGCCACCUCCUUACUGUCUCUGUUGUGCACUGUAGGCAUUGUGGGGAGUGAAAAAUUCCAAGUUCAGAUUUUGGCAGUGUCAGUAGGUGGCAAUGUUUAGUUUGUCAGGGAGGGACGUGGUAGUGAAAACUUGCAGCACACUGAAACCGUUCUGAAUUCUGACCGUGGCAUUAAUAGUCUGAUGUGUGUGUGGAGUUCAUGCUGUUCUCUGUGGAAACUCAAUAUGAGUAGUGGAGAGUGAACUAAUUAUACUGUCUGGGAGCAAAUCGCUUUUGUAAUGUUGAGGGAAGUAAAAUGCUGUAUGGAUUUAAUGUGGAAUGGCUUGUUGCAUGCAUGAACCAGACCUCCAGUUCUCUGGAGGGAAAAAAAAACAAACCAAAAAAACCCAAUAUCCUAUUUUUUUUUCAUUACUGUAAUUAAGAGGAAAAAGUGGUGAAAACAUCUUCACGCUGUCAUGUUUUCACCCAGGUGAAAAUCAGAUCAUGGACAUUGGCAUAAAAAGAAUUAUAGUUGCUUGUUUAUGAAAAUAUCUGAUAUUUAGACCUUUUCAUUCUGAGAGCAUUAGUGGAAGAUUGAUUGCUUACCUCAUUUGGGUCUUUUUACCACACUGACUGAAAAUUUCAUCAGUGCUUGAGUGGUGGUAAAGGGACAGUUUGUAAGGAAACAAAUUCUUAGCUGUCUUACAACAAACAAAACAAAUUCUUAGCUGUCCUAUUGGAAGUGGCCUACAGCUGUUUCUUUUGGCUCCUGAGGAAACAAUUUACAGUACAGGAGUGUUAAGGGAUUGUGAAGUCAUACAGAUACUUACAUGGCUCCUACUACUAAUGGUGCUUAUUUGCCCUCUGUUCUUGCAUGGUGUGCUUGCAGACGCAGUACUUGUUCUCAUGGAGGGUUGUCAGUGAUCUGGGAGAAGAUUAAGGAAUUGGAAGAUAAUCCAUACUUAACAGCACUCGUGAUUUAAGCAUGUAAAACCUGACUUCUAGAUAACCUCUUUCAGGAGAAAGCUGUAGAUUUCCCUUCAAAUCCCUUUGGACUCCAGACAAGAUUGUAUAAUUGCUCUCAUUUUCUCAGAAAACUGGAAGAGAAGUGAGAACGUGGCUGAUGUCUUUUCCACCUUCAUGAUGCAGCUGCUGGCCCUGACACUUCCUAAAAUGGCCUUCAGUCAAAAGGCAAGAUGCAACCACAGAAGUGGUUGUUGCUUGUCAUUUCUGUCAUCUUUCUCAAAACAAAAAAUAGCAAGACUUUUUUGGCCAUGCUUUACAGGCCCCAUCUUAGCUGCUUUUUCCUUCUGAACGAUGUAUAACAGUGGAUCCUUAUGGUAUUGGCCAAGGAAGAUCCACAUCCUUGGCUGUAACAGUACGUUGGGAGGUCUGGUGAGAUACAGAGCUUGAACUGACUUGAUUCUUCUCCUUUGCUUAUAGGAGGGUAGAAGUGUCUAAAGUGAUUUAUGGAGCCUGCCUGGGUCUUGAUUUCAGUACAAUCUAGUGAUAAAGCUUUAUACUGUCAAGUUCUAAAUAUAAAAUUGUUUCUCAUUUAUUCUGCUGUGCUUUCUUACUAAUUAGUAAAUCUAUGCUCGUGAGAUGGAUUCAGAAGGAAAGCGCUGUUAAUUGCAACAAGUCUUUUGCAGAAGAUGAUUGUUUAUUCCUGUGACCUCCAAUAAAAGAACAGCCUUAAAUGAGCUGUCAUCAGACGGGAUGGGAGAGGCACCUAGGCCUCUACUUGAUGCUAAUUUUAUUAAUAGCAUCUGGGGCACUGUAAACUCACCACUUGUGUACCUGUGUGCUGAUGUUACAGAAACUGCAGCAGGAGCAAGUAUGCGUGAAGGUGUAGUAAGGCUUCAGGGAAAUCUGAGGAGAGCAGAACUGUGAGCUGUGCUCAGCAAUGUGAGAUUUAAUUGAUGAAAGCUUGAAAACCUGCUGUUGGGCUUGUUCAUAAACAUUUUGAAGUACUCGCUGAGAAAGUCAAAGUACUUUUGCCAAUUUGAUGUGCUGGAUGUGCUAUGAAUUUUUGUUUGUUUUACCUUUUUAGAACUCUAUGGCAAUUACUGAGGAGAUUAUUAAUGAAUCUUUCCUAAACCUACCUUUGGAUGUAGUGUUCAUGAGCUUUCUGAAAAACACAGAAGAUAAAUCUAAGUGUGAUUAAACAAUGGCCUGUUGUGGCUGGAAUGGCACACGGCACAGAUCUGCCCAGUGCUUCAGCUGUGCUGCAGUACCUGGAAUAAACUUGACUGGACCAAGGUCAUACAGCAUAAAGCUUCUGAUUAACUCUGCUUGCACAAAUAUGGGAGCUGGGUAAGAGUGCUGCCUCCUCAGCAUCUAGAUGCUUGGGAAGUCCUUUGUUCAACAGGAGCAAAUGCCCAGUAGGUAUUACUCUUUGCUUUCUGUCAGUCCCCAUGAAAACCCACCGGUGGGAUGCUGGAAGGUCAUUUGCAAACAGUUCUUUUCUAAAUAGGAGUAAGGUUACUCCUAAUGUCUUCGAUGAACCAUGUGAACAAAGUGUGACAUUCUUCACUAUGAUCUGCAGUUCUCUUGAAAAUGCCCCUAUUCCUAGCUUUUUAAAGAACAAGUCUUUAUAGCUGAAUGACAGCUACCCAGCUCCGCUUCAGCCAUGUAAUUUAAAAUAAUUACUAAUUAAACAAAAUACAAGACUGUAACAGUGCUAAUAGUCACAUGAGUUACUGUUUGCUGGAGCCUUACCUGGGGAAAAUAACUUGAGGGGAAAGUUGCAGGAACUGUUGUCAGGAACUGACUUUUGAGUACUUAGACUGGAGUAAGGAACAAGAUAUCUCUUGGGAGUAGACAGCAAAUGCAGAGCUAAUUUUAUAUUUGCUCUAUCAACUCUCAUUUCAAGGAAGUUAUGUGCUAGUACAGAGGGCAGCCUGCCAUUGAGCAGAACAAGCCAAGGAGAGAGUAACUUUACAUCAGGCAAAUUAUGCAUCCAUCUCAGAUUAUUAACUGAGGAAAUGAAUCUGAAAGUAUGUAAUACGCUUGAAGAGCUGAGUGUUCUUGCACCUAAAGACAAAAUAUGGGUCAGAGCAUUUGCUUUACUAUCUCAUGUGGUAUUUCUGUGUAUUGCUUAAUUAUACAACCAUCGACUUUUGUACGGCAGAGUUAAGUUACCUAAAUUCACUUCAUUUUUUUUCUUUUACCAAAAAUAAUGAAUUGUAGUCUUAAACAACAUCUUCUUAUGAUGUAUUUAUUUUAAAUUAAUUUGGAGUGGGAACAUUUUUGACACUGCAUUGGGUCACUAAUGUGACUAAUAAUCAUUUGAAACCUGCAAAGGCUUCUCUGGGUGCCUGUACUGAUACUGAGCUGCUCUCUGUGCAAACUUCUUGCAACGCUCAGCCUCAAAUCAUACUCUGUUGAUGUAAUCCUUUGUUCCAUGGUGUGGUGUUAUGGAGAAAUGGUUGAUUAUCACAUUGUAGAUGUUGCUGUCAGAUCACCCUGUGGAACUUCUUUUUGGCAGGAUGAACAAGCCCAACUUCAGCCUUUCUUCAUAAAUCCAGUUCUCCAGGCCUGGUGCUGUACGCUUUCUAGUUUUUUCCCCUCUCUGUUGCUCCGGGAAGCCUGAAACCAAAUUUGAUGUUCCAGGUACACCUCUGCCAGCACUAACUGGAGGGGGAUAUCUCCCUUCUGUCUGCUGGCCAUGCUUCCUAUAGAGCCAGAUAUGCAGGUUGUUGUAUCUGUGAGAGAGUGUUGUUGGCUCGCAUUCAGCCUGGUGCUCAUACAACUCUUAGGUCCUUUUGAGAUUGCUUGUCAAAAUUGCCGCAGGUACCUUUGACACUUGUGUUCCAGCUCUCAUUGCUUUUCUAUAUACACUAGUGCAGACUGCUUCACUGCCGGGAAAUGAUUCUGCUGUGUGGGUGAUGAUCUUUCUUUCUUUCUCAACAGGAGAGCUGCAGAACUGUGUUCUGGCUUCAGUUAUUAAUCAAACUCUUAGGCAAACUAAGAGUGGAAUAAAAGCAUUUAUACACGUUGUUGUGGUUAAACUCCAUCAAUGUAUGCAGCUCGGAGGCAAUGAAAUGUGUCUUCAUCUCUCCUGUCAAUUAUCUUCAGAGGAAGACAAACAUAGGACCUUACUGUAUGCUGGCCAUGUAAAUUAAAGCUUUAAUUAAAAGAAAACAGAGUGGACUAUGAGGUGUGCUGCACUGAGCCAUUAAAAGACUGCUGUGCAGGACUAGCUCUUCUAAAUGUCCCCAGCACCUUGCCUUAGUUUUCCCUGCUUAAAAUUCCCAAUAGUGCAUUAAGAUGAACUCAGUAGUUAGUAAAUUUUCCCUUGUGUGGUUUACAAGCUCAAGGUUAUGGGCUAGAACAAGCAGUGUCAUGCUAUAAAUCAGGUGUAAUGGAACAGCUUCAGAGCAUGCACAGAAGUCCUGUUUCCCCUUGUGCAGUGUGUCCUAAAAUUCUGAAGGUAGAGUUGGCACAAACCCAGAAACCCCCCAAAUGGCUAAUUGUAUUAUUAAUAACGAGUCUCAUCCUGCUACCCUCUCUUGUCUGAACUGAAGAGUACUGGAAAGCACUUCCAGGGCUGCAAAUCAGAAAAGAAGCUUUCAGGAAAAGGAGGAGGCAGCUGAACUCCACUGUGGUGCAGCAUGGAUGAUGGGACCUCCUUCCAGCAAGUAAAUGUUUUUUGUCAACGUGCUUUGUCAUAACUUACGUGGCUUUAGUUGUCAGCUCUUCCUUAUGGUUCCUGUUAUUAAAAGAUAUCUUUUAUAUUUUUUUUCUUUCAGGCCUGCAGUGUGUCUCUAGUUCAGCGCAUCUAAGUGAUCAUCUGUCUUUAAAUAAGAACCUGCCUGCACAGCUGGGAAAGCAGCCUUCAGUUAGGCAGCAGGACCGGGCUCAGGGCUUGACUCGGGUCAGUGUUGUGUCUGAAGGCCUUCUGGGUGGGUUCUUAUUCUGUUGGCUCAGAGCAUGAGCAGUAGCAACCUGUGACCCUCUGUGCCAUGGCAGAGGCACACUGAACCUAUAGCAUAGUUAUUGCAAGAAAAAGACAAACUGCAAAUACUGAACCUUGAGCUGGAAAGGUUUAGUCACCAGAGGUGAUCUCAAAAUGCUUAGAUAACAGCAGCAGCAGAACUCUUUUGUAAUGGUAGACCUGUACCUAUGCUCUAUCUAUCUAUGUUCUCUCUUCCCUGUCCACUGGGGAAGCAUCCCAAGAUCUUGGUUUGCAGUAACCUUUUUAAAAUAAUACUUGCUAAGCUUUUAUCCUGCCUGUGGCCAUUGGUGUUAGAUGGUGUAGAACUGUGGAUGAAGGGAGAUGGCCCUUUUUGACUGAGAGACUGCGUGUGAAACAACUGGAACUGGAGUGUGGUGCAGUUAUGUCUCUUACGUACAAAACUAUAUAGAAACUUCUAUUGGAGAUCAUAGCAAUACCAUGUAAACUAUUGGCUAAAUAGAUACAAACAUCUGCAUUUGUCCCUAGUGUGCCACGUUUCAAAGCAGAGAAUCUCAUUCGUUCUCAUCAAGCAGUUGAUUUUUCAAGGAUGCUCUUAAUUUUUAUUUUCCUUUUAUUACCUGUCUCUUUUGCUAUGCUCACUACUUUUGUGGGGAUAGGUGCUUGGAAAGCAACUGCUAUUCAUUCUUCCACCUGUUCUCAUUCUGGCAAUGUCUGUUGUUUUAAAGAUGUCUGUUUUCAGAGUCUGUGCUGGGAAUGCGUUUCUUUUCCUUGUAUUUUGAGAGAUUUGUAUUUUUAAUGGGUAUUUAUUUUAGCUAUCACAUGGUAGAUUUAUUAAUUUGAUAAUCUGUCAGUAAUGCAAGCAGUCGUUUCCGGUCCUGAUCUAGCAUGCAGGGAUUUCACUCAUUUAACAGUUUGGCUUUUGGAUCAGAUAGCCAUUGGAGGUAAAUCCUGCAGUGUGCUGAGUGCUCUGAACACCACUGGAACUGGGAGCAUUGGUAACUUGCAGGGAGCCUGCAGUGUCCUUAAGGACUGUGCUCUUAGCAGCUUUCUUUACACUUGGAGCAUAUGAAUAAGUUACUGUGCAGUGCACGUCUUUACUUGCUAGACCAUAUCCUUUAAUAUGAUUUCUCUCUGAUAAGUGAGACUUCUUGAUGAAAUUUUUGCAAUGACUGCUUAUGCUUGUUUAACCCUUUUUGGGUUUCUUGCUAGUUCUUCUCUGUGCUCGUCUCCUUUCACAUGAAACAAAAGUAUUCUUCCUUUUUCAAGGACUGCUGCAUUGAACUUGGUUGGAAAAUGGGGUGUGCAUAAUAAAUGCUUUCAUAAAGUGACACUUCUUGAAAGUAGGUUAGAGAUGUUAUGUUUGGGGCCAAAAUUCUAGGUUUCAGAUGGCUGAUAACACAUUUUCCCAAUGUGUUGCCUGGCAUAGCAGGGGAAUAGGGAUGCUGAUCCAAGGGUGCAUCAUACACCAACAGGGUGAACUGCAGCAGCAGCCCCAGCAGUAUGUAGUUCUUUGGCACAGCUGUGGCUUUGGCAGGCCAGCACUCAUGGCAUUGACACUUUGUGGCAACUGUGCAAAGCAGGCCACUGAUUAUCUUACUAAUAAUUGCUUCUCAGUGCUCUCCUCCUUCAUCUGCCCUAGAGAGGAAAACUUUCCCCCUGUAUCCUAUCCUGUUGGAUAACGGCAUAAAUGGAAUUGUGGGAGUAACACCACAGUAUGGGCUGUGUGUACCUACAUUUCUUCUCUAAGUUCCCUCCUUCUCUAGACUUUAAUGUAGACCCAGUCUGUGAUCUUCAAAUAUACUCCUUCCCCAUCAGUUUUAAAAGGAAGAAGGCUAAUUGAAGGCUAUCCUUUAACUCACCACUGUUGUCAGCUGUGGAAUCCAAUACAGUGCUUUCAUCUACUGACAGUGAUGUAGUGGUUAUUAAAUGCAAUAGAAAUCAUUCAGACCUCUUUUCAUUAAAACUUCACUCAUAUCUGGUUUUCUGUGUUCUUGGGAAGAGCUGGGUGGAAAUACAGAGCUAGAGAAUUGUAACCCUAUAUUGUUUUUUUGAGGGAGAGGGCAUUCAAGAACAGAAUAGGCAUUUGCAUUUGAAGUGAAGGAUCGAUGUGUUGUCUUAUUCCUCAGACACUGGGGAGCUGCUCCUCCCCAUCUUGGCACAGGGCUAAGGAGCAAUGAUUCUAAUGGAUUAAACUAUGUAGAAGUGUCAUCUUCUGGGUCCCCAUCAUGGAAUAAAGCACCAAACAUUUGAGAGAUAACCAUUGCUUCUGAUUUAAGAUGUGCCAGAAAAAGUAUGGAAAAAAUGUCAGAGCCCUUCUACUAGCCAGCUUGUUUGAAUACAAACAUAAAAUAUUAAUUUAAAUCAGCUAAAAGGCAUUCAAAACUUGAUGUUCUCUCUUUGCCCCAGAAGUAGUCUGCUGAUAAGAAACAAAUUAAAAAUGCAGAGUUUUCGAAUAGUAAAAACGCUGUGUCUUUCAAAUGAAGUUGGUGUUUUUAUGUGUAACAUUUUGGACUAAAAAAAAAUAAUAUUAAGUGCACAUAAAAAUGAUUACUGUAAAUGGUGAAGACAUCAAAGUUUGGCAUCAAAGUUAAAUGAAAGCGCUUGGAAGUCUGUUUGUUUGAUCUGUACAUUAAAAAGCUUAAAAAGAAGCCAAUGCUCUUUUUUUUUUAGCUGGAACUGGGUAGCCAGUUCAGAUUCUGCUGCAUCCUAGGGAUUCCCAAACUAGGUUAGAUCCAAGCUCAUUAUUUUUGUUGGUGAUUUCUUUUUCUUUUUUUCCUUCUGCAUUUUCCUGGUGCAGUUUUAUGCUGGUGUGCCAGGGAAAGUGAGUUGGAAGAAGCAAUGUGCCGCAGGCAGGAGCGGACACGCUGUGCCACUGAAAUAAGUCUAUUUCCUCUUCUAGACCUUGAAGAAGGUCUACCAAAAUCAAAGGAAAUUGAGUUCUUAGUAACAAACACUUUCAAGAAGGUUAACUGUAGUAAUCUUGACACUGUUUUACCAUUGAAGAUACGCUCCUGUCUUGGCAAGAAGGUAUGAAUUGGGAGAAUGAGUCAGAGGCAUGUUAAUUUAUGCCAGCUAAGGAUCUGCUAAAGAACUGAGACCUAUUAAUGCUCAAUUAAUUUCUGUUCUCUUUUAGGGAAGAAAAUAACGACAUCAAAAGCUUGGAAAGUGGAAUCUAGGAAGAAAUGGUGACUGUGCUUCUUUAGGGCCUUUCACCACAGACCUUUCCAUGCAAUAUCAGUGAUUAACACUUAAAAGAAAACUGUGUAGCACAGAGGAAUUACUCUGGACACUAGGAGUCUUUUGGUACAGUGCAAAUGUGAGGCCUUCAUCUGCAGAGAGCCAAACUUCAGCUUAUUUAGUUUGGGACCUGAAAGUUGUAAGCAACAAGAAAUAAAACUUGGAAUAAGA
Centrocercus urophasianus (Greater sage-grouse) is the source of this 9439-nucleotide messenger RNA. RefSeq names its product mitochondrial ribosomal protein L22 (gene MRPL22). The record is from RefSeq and is a predicted model, not a curated record. Gene Ontology annotation, molecular function: structural constituent of ribosome. Lineage: Eukaryota; Metazoa; Chordata; Aves; Galliformes; Phasianidae. Bases 26 to 661 code for a protein of 211 amino acids. The transcript has 7 exons. Gene Ontology annotation, cellular component: ribosome; mitochondrial large ribosomal subunit. Gene Ontology annotation, biological process: translation; ribosome assembly.